Lycium ferocissimum is the source of this 1387-nucleotide messenger RNA. RefSeq lists its product as uncharacterized. Gene Ontology annotation, molecular function: 3'-5'-DNA exonuclease activity. The record is from RefSeq and is a predicted model, not a curated record. Gene Ontology annotation, cellular component: cytosol. Bases 262 to 1227 code for a protein of 321 amino acids. NCBI's taxonomy places the organism in Eukaryota, Viridiplantae, Streptophyta, Magnoliopsida, Solanales, Solanaceae. The transcript has 4 exons.
UUGAUCCAUAUAUCAUUCAACAACUCAAAAGUAAUAGAUAUGCACAAAUGUAGAUCAAGAGAAAAUAAUCAUUGUUGUCGCAACUACAAGAUAAAAGAGUUGAAUCGAAAAACAAAGACUCCUUCAUCAUUAAAGUAAUACAGUCUCCUCUCAAAAUUGAUAGCCAACCUCGAAAAUGAAUUGCACUUACAAUUAUCAAUCCUUCAUUAUCAAGAAAUAAUAAAAGGAAGUAUUUUCCAGAAGAAAGCAUCUUCAGCUGCCAUGGCGAAUAUACGAAUGAUAGAUAUAGCCGUCAAUUUCACUGAUAGCAUGUUCAAAGGGAUAUACAAUGGCAAACAAUAUCAUAUGGGGGACAUUCAAGCUGUGUUGAAGAGGGCGUGGAGCACUGGAGUUGAACGAAUAAUAGUAACUGGUGGCUCUCUUGAAGAAUCAAAGGAAGCUCUUGCCAUUGCUGAAACAGAUGCAAGACUUUUCUGUACUGUGGGUGUGCACCCGACAAGAUGCAAAGAAUUUGAAGACAGUGGGGAUCCAGAAAAACAUUUGCAGGAUCUUUUGACAUUGGCUAAAGAGGGAAAAGAAAAAGGAAAAGUGGUUGCGAUUGGUGAAUGUGGGUUGGACUAUGAUAGACUUCACUUUUGUCCAUCUGAUAUUCAAAAGAAGUACUUUGAAAAGCAGUUUGAGUUAGCACAUACAAUGAAGCUGCCAAUGUUUCUUCACAUGCGAGCAGCUGCUCAGGAUUUUUGCGACAUUCUUCAACAAAAUAAGGAUCGGUUUGUUGCUGGGGGAGUUGCACACUCUUUCACUGGAAGUGCUGAAGAUCGUGAUAAACUUCUUUCAUUUAGUAAUGUUUUUUUAGGUGUAAAUGGUUGCUCUCUCAAGACAACCGAGAACCUUGAAGUUGUAAAGGGUAUACCUGUUGAGCGAAUGAUGAUUGAAACGGAUUCACCAUACUGUGAUAUCAAGAAUACACAUGCUGGGAUAAGUUACGUGAAAUCAUCGUGGCCUUCAAAGAAAAAGGACAAGCAUGAUCAAGAAUGCCUUGUCAAAGGUCGCAACGAGCCUUGCUUAGUUCGGCAAGUGCUUGAAGUUGUUGCAGGCACUAAAGGUAUCGCUGACAUAGACCAACUAGGCAACACACUGUACCACAAUACGUGCAGGGUUUUCUUUCCUCAUGAUUUGGAUUCAGCAGCAGACGCCCUUCUUGCUAGUGGCAGGGACGCUCUAUGAAGUCGCGCGUUUAAGAGAAAAGCAGCACUCUGCUAGUCUGGGCGCUCAAAGUGUAUUAUUUAAUAUUCUGAGUAGUAUCUUAUUGUUCAUUUUUACUACUAGUUGUUGCUUCACUUGCUUUGUUUACCUUGCUAUUUUGUUGUCAUUAUUUUCCUUUCAA